CAUACAGAAGGAUGCCUGCUCUCCAUUGGUCUCAGCCCGAAAGCUGUCUCUCAAGCGAGCAGGACCAUUUGGGAGCACUUGUGUGCAUGUAACUUAUUUAUUGUAUCAAUAAAAAUAUGCACACUGUAUAGGCUAAUCUAUACUCGGGCUCAAAUUCAUCUUCAGACAGAAACCGGCAUUUAAAGCAAGGACGAUCCGUUGCAAGCGAGGGCUGACACCGGCUAUUAACGGUAUCCAUUUAGGCGUCUUUGACACUUUCUGACACAGCACAUUCACCGUCCCCAACCCCAGCUCCACCAUGCUGACUGGUCUGUUCCGUAUGCACGGCAUGCUGGUGGCCUCCCACCCCUGGGAGGUGAUCGUAGGCACCGUCACCCUCACCAUCUGCAUGAUGUCCAUGAACAUGUUCACCGGCAACGACCAGAUCUGCGGCUGGAACUACGACUGCCCCAAAAUGGAGGAGCUGGUUCUAAGCAGUGACAUCAUCAUUCUGACCAUCACACGGUGCAUAGCCAUCGUGUACAUCUACUUCCAGUUCCAGAAUCUACGGCAACUAGGAUCCAAAUAUAUUCUAGGUAUCGCUGGACUGUUCACCAUAUUCUCCAGCUUCGUAUUCAGCACUGUCGUGAUUCACUUCCUGGAUAAAGAACUCACUGGCCUCAAUGAGGCCUUACCGUUCUUCCUGCUCCUCAUCGACCUCUCCAAAGCAUGCGCUCUCGCCAAGUACGCACUCAGUUCAAACUCACAGGACGAGGUGCGCGACAACAUCGCCCGUGGCAUGGCCGUCCUGGGGCCCACGUUCACUCUGGAUGCCUUGGUGGAAUGCCUGGUGAUCGGGGUGGGCACCAUGUCAGGUGUGCGUCAGCUGGAGAUCAUGUGUUGUUUUGGCUGCAUGUCUGUCCUGGCCAACUACUUUGUCUUCAUGACAUUCUUCCCUGCCUGCGUCUCCCUGGUCCUAGAGCUGUCCAGGGACAGUCAGGAGGGUCACCCCAUCUGGCAGCUGAGCCACUUCUCCCGCGUGAUGGAGGAAGAGGAGGAUAACAAACCCAACCCUGUCAGCCAGAGAGUCAAGAUGAUCAUGUCUCUGGGCCUGGUAAUGGUGCACGCCCACAGCCGUUGGAUUGCCGACCCUCUCUCCCUCAACUCCAACCUGGACGUCCCCCAGGUGGGCUCCAUGUCCCUGGACGACCAUGUACCCAAGAGGAUCGACCCCGAGAGACCCCUCUGGCAGUUCUACAUGUCAAGGUUGGUCAGCAUGGAUAUAGAACAGGUGAUCUGUCUGGGCCUGGCCCUGCUGCUGGCCGUCAAGUACAUCUUCUUCGAGCAAGUAGAGCUGGAGUCCACCCUGUCUCUGAAGAGCCCCAUGUCCCUGUCCCAGGGGCCUGACCGUGCCCCCCGCUGGGGCACAGACCAGUGCUGCAGGAAGGAGGUUGCCCCCUGCCCCCCCAAGUCCCCCCUCAGGCCCGCCACCCCCACCACCACACCCCCCGCCCUGGCUGAGGCCACCAAGGAGGAGAGAGCCGAGGUGAUCCGGCCGCUGCCUGCCCCGACCACCGAACCCCAGCCCACCAAGAGGGUCUUCCGUCUGGGCUCUGUGGAGGAGGAGAGGGAGAGCCAGGUGGAGACCCCCAGAGCAGACCCCUCUCAGCCCGCUCAGCCCAGCCGAACCUCAGACCCCAGACCACUGGAGGAGUGCCUGGCCAUCCUAAAAAACCCUGAGAUGGGAGCCCGAUUCCUGAGUGAUGAUGAGGUGGUGGUUCUGGUGAACUCUAAACACAUCCCUUCCUACAAGCUGGAGGCCAUGAUGGAGAGACCAGAGAGAGGGGUAGCCAUCCGUAGACACAUGAUCUCCUCCAAGCUCCCCAACACCUCCGCCCUCUCCGCUCUGCCCUACCUGGACUACGACUACUCUAAGGUGAUGGGGACCUGCUGUGAGAAUGUGAUUGGAUACAUGCCCGUUCCAGUAGGUGUGGCUGGGCCUCUUCACCUCGACGGGAAGCAGUUUCAGGUCCCCAUGGCGACCACAGAAGGCUGCCUGGUGGCCAGCACCAACCGGGGCUGUCGCGCUAUCGCCUUGGGUGGCGGUGCAAGCAGUCGUAUCCUGGCGGACGGGAUGACCAGGGGUCCUGUGAUUAGGUGCCCGUCGGCCUGCUUGGCUGCAGAGGUCAAGGGCUGGCUGGAGAGCACCGACGGAUUCCAGGCCAUCAAGGACGCCUUCGACCACACCAGCAGGUUUGCUCGUCUGCAGAAGCUCAUGAUCGGUCUCGCUGGUAGAAACCUUUACAUCCGCUUCCAGUCCAGAACAGGAGACGCCAUGGGAAUGAACAUGAUCUCUAAGGGAACAGAGCAGGCUCUGGCCAGGUUACAGGAGCAGUAUCCUGAGCUGGUGGUUCUAGCUGUCAGUGGGAACUACUGCACCGACAAGAAGCCUGCAGCCAUCAACUGGAUCGAGGGCCGGGGCAAGUCUGCUGUGUGCGAGGCCACCAUCCCAGCUAAAGUGGUCAAAGAGGUGUUGAAGACCAGCACUGAAGCCCUGGUAGAUGUCAACAUUAACAAGAACCUGGUAGGUUCAGCCAUGGCUGGAAGUAUCGGCGGCUACAAUGCACACGCAGCCAACCUAGUGGCAGCCAUCUACAUCGCCUGUGGACAGGACCCAGCCCAGACGGUGGGCAGCAGUAACUGCAUCACUCUGAUGGAGGCGUCGGGUCCUACAGGAGAAGACCUCUACAUCAGCUGUACCAUGCCCUCCAUAGAACUAGGGACCGUAGGAGGAGGAACCAUCCUGGCACCACAGCAAGCCUGUCUGCAGAUGCUGGGCGUGCAAGGUGCCAGUCAGGAGUGCCCUGGGGAGAACGCCAGGCAGCUGGCCAGGGUGGUGUGCGGCACGGUGCUGGCAGGAGAGCUGUCCCUCAUGGCUGCCCUCGCCGCCGGGCACCUCGUCAAGAGUCACAUGACCCACAACAGGUCCAAGGUAAACCUGCAAGAAACAACCCCUGGCACCUGUACCAAGAAGGCAUCUUGAGAUGUUAUGGAUCAUAAUGGUUCUCUGGCUGUUGGGGUAUAGAGUGGAGAGAGAGACCUUCCCUGGGACCAGCACAACACAACAGAACCGAGGACUGAGUCCCAACUGGCACCCUAUUCUCAUUAUAGGGCUCUGGUCAAAAGAAGUGCACUAUAAAGGGAAUAGGACGCCAUUUAGAACACAGCCAAGAACAAGGAGCAUCACGUCUGGACAGAAACACAGAUACAUAUUUCAUAUUUAACACUAUUUCGUCAUGUUUAAAAAAACACAAGGUGGUCAUUCAAAGUGCUGUCCUUUUCCCAGAUCAGUCUACUUAUCAUCAUGCCUCAUUGUGCUGGAAAGUGGAAAGGAAAUUGAAACACAACGUCUGAAAUCAGACAGAUUCUCUCUCUCUGGAGUAUUUUUGUAUUGUGAAUGAACUUUUAUUUUUUAUUUUAAAGCAGUUGACUAUGAGCACUUAAUAAUCACUGACAUGUACACGUUAGCACCAGGCUUUGUUUUUGAUAGUGCUUGGGUUGAUGGUUCGAUGCCGAAGCUGUUUACUGAGUACCUAAGAGUUGAGUUUAGCCACAGCAGAACUGUGACAGAAUGGUAGAGUUCUGUUAGCCUGGUCCCAGAUCUGUUUGUGCUCUUGUCCACUCUAUUGUCAUUGCCAAGCCAAACAUGUUUAGCAUGACAAUUCCAUACGGAGUUGGCAAGAGAGCAGGAACAGAUUGGCACCCAGGCUAGAGUUCUGUACCGUAACAGAACUCGAAUUCUAGAUUGUCUUCAAAGAAACAGUGACAUUCAACGAAAGCUGGAGAUUGUCAUUCUGAAAAAGUAUACCUUAACGUUUUUGAUUAAUGUACUUGCAAAUUGUUUGAAUUGCCAAAUACAGUCUUCGUAACCUAAAAAAGUAAUUCCCUAAAAACAAAGCUUUAGCCUUUUUCUCUUACAAGAACUUGAGUUGUAUAAGGUGUGCAAUGCUAGGGAGAAAAUAGACAUUUAGCACUUUUUUAAGGUUAUAGAGACACAGGCAUGUAUGCAGAUACAGGUGCUACAAUAAGCUAUCUAAUAAGAUAUGACGCUGGCUUGAGUGGGUAGACUGACCAGUGUUACUGUGGAAAAGAACAGUGUGAACAAGUGGCACUGACUACACAAAAGACAACUAACCGGUUUGGCUUCAAAUGUCUGCCACUUUUAAAAUGGAUGCCGCCUCCUGUGUAACUAGCUACAGUAUGUGCACUAUGUACUGUUUCAAAGCCAUGUCUUUGGACGGUCAGAAACGGCUGUUUCAAACCCAUGUCUUUGGACGGUCAGAAACGGCUGUUUCAAAGCCAUGUCUUUGGAUGGUCAGAAACGGCUGUUUCAAAGCCAUGUCUUUGGACGGUCAGAAACGGCUGUUUCAAACCCAUGUCUUUGGAUGGUCAGAAACGGCUGUUUCAAAGCCAUGUCUUUGGAUGGUCAGAAACGGCUGUUUCAAACCCAUGUCUUUGGACGGUCAGAAACGGCUGUUUCAAACCCAUGUCUUUGGAUGGUCAGAAACGGCUGUUUCAAACCUAUGUCUUUGGAUGGUCAGAAACGGCUGUUUCAAACCCAUGUCUUUGGAUGGUCAGAAACGGCUGUUUCAAACCCAUGUCUUUGGACGGUCAGAAACGGCUGUUUCAAAGCCAUGUCUUUGGACGGUCAGAAACGGCUGUUUCAAAGCCAUGUCUUUGGACGGUCAGAAACGGCUGUUUCAAAGCCAUGUCUUUGGACGGUCAGAAACGGCUGUUUCAAACCCAUGUCUUUGGAUGGUCAGAAACGGCUGUUUCAAAGCAAUGUCUUUGGACGAUUCAGAAACGGCUGUUUCAAACCCAUGUCUUUGGACGGUCAGAAACGGUGGGGAAAGGGAAAACAGUCAUGGUUGAUUGAUUGUGUGAGUCACAGACUGCUGGUUUGUACACAUUUCUAAUGGUGAAUGUGUAGAUCUGAUCUGAGCAUUAUAUUUCUUUAGUCAAUGAUGUAUUUCUCAUAUAUUUUGUAAUAAAAAAAAAUGAAUUUACAAUAAAAAUGUACAAUAGAAAACAAA
This is a messenger RNA of Coregonus clupeaformis (lake whitefish), 5072 nucleotides long. It is a transcript of the gene hmgcra, whose product is annotated as 3-hydroxy-3-methylglutaryl-CoA reductase a. The transcript has 20 exons. Gene Ontology annotation, biological process: coenzyme A metabolic process; sterol biosynthetic process; isoprenoid biosynthetic process. Gene Ontology annotation, molecular function: protein binding; NADP binding; hydroxymethylglutaryl-CoA reductase (NADPH) activity. Gene Ontology annotation, cellular component: peroxisomal membrane; endoplasmic reticulum membrane. The coding region runs from base 299 to 3022 and encodes 907 amino acids. Lineage: Eukaryota; Metazoa; Chordata; Actinopteri; Salmoniformes; Salmonidae. The record is from RefSeq and is a predicted model, not a curated record.